Lodderomyces theae is the source of this 1194-nucleotide messenger RNA. RefSeq names its product Sut1p (gene SUT1). Gene Ontology annotation, molecular function: DNA-binding transcription factor activity, RNA polymerase II-specific; zinc ion binding. Bases 1 to 1194 code for a protein of 397 amino acids. Lineage: Eukaryota; Fungi; Ascomycota; Pichiomycetes; Serinales; Debaryomycetaceae. The record is from RefSeq and is a predicted model, not a curated record. Gene Ontology annotation, biological process: regulation of DNA-templated transcription. The transcript has a single exon.
AUGUCAGAUUUACUUAGUUAUUCCAUAAUGCACCAACCAAGAUCACCAACAUCGUCCUAUGGAUCAUCACUCAGUAGUCCAAAGUUGAGCUUCAAUGCUCCUCCUCCUCCACAACAACAACAACAACAAAAUGCAGUCUUACCACCCAUUAGUGCACUCAUGCAACAGCAACAGCAACAGCAACAACAACAACAACAACAACAACAACAACAACUGCUGCAGCUGCAAUCACAGAUCAGGUUACCACCCCUCAAUACCUCAAACUAUACAUUGACUAGACCAAGGUUGUCAAGCUCAGGAUCAGUCUGCUCAAACCUUACAGAGCCUGAAUUGCCACAUUUUCAAUCAAGUAGAGAUUCGCAUCAUGGAUUGGGAUUGUUGAGCUCAGCUAUAUUCUUGGACCAGCAGCAACACCAAAAGCAACAACAGCAACAGCAACAGCAACAACAACAACAACACCAAAAGCAGUACGAUCUCCUGUUUCAAUCAAGCUCAAGAUCAUCUUCGGUCCCUUCGUUAGCUUCAUCUGCUUCUUCCAUCAGUUCCUACCUGCCAGUAUCACCAGCAACUCCCGAAAUAGCCAAAGCCAACUUCCCACAUCAGCCGACACCAGCGUCAACACCAAAAUCCAUCCCCAUCACCACCACCACCACCACCACCCUUUCAGCAUCGUUUUCGUCUACAUCCACAUCCUCAAGCAUGUCGCCCAACAAGAACAAAAGAAGACAAAGACUCGGCCCAUCUUGCGACUCGUGCCGCGCCCGCAAAGUCAAAUGCGAUGCCAAAAUCACCAUUCUCCCACCAUCAACAGCCUCACUCGCAUCAGCAUACAACCUCACCCCACAACAACUCAACACGCUAUCAGCAACACAUAAGUUGUGCAUGGGCGAAUUCCAACUCCUUUACGUGAAUGACAAAUACAUUCACUUCAAACAAUGCCAAUCGUGUAAUGGCAAAAACAUUGACUGUUGUUUCUCACAGGGGUUCACUAAGGAAGAUAUCUUGAGUAACAAGAAGAAGGUGAAGAAGUCGCUGAAUGUAUCUGGUAAAGUUGGAAAGGAGUCUACCAGCAGUUCCAAUGCAAGCAUCCGCAAGAAGAAGUUCAAAAAGAGUGGUGAGGAGACUGAAGUGUGCUUGAAUAGAUUGUUGAGCUGUGGCGCGUUGACUGAAGCUCAAGUGGGCAUCACUACAUGA